Messenger RNA from Ilyonectria robusta, 744 nucleotides. RefSeq lists its product as uncharacterized. The record is from RefSeq and is a predicted model, not a curated record. The transcript has a single exon. Lineage: Eukaryota; Fungi; Ascomycota; Sordariomycetes; Hypocreales; Nectriaceae. Bases 1 to 744 code for a protein of 247 amino acids.
AUGGCUACACGAUCGGCGAAUUCCUCGGAUGAAUCCAGCCCCGCCCGUGCAAUCUACAAGACAACUUUUCGAACUGCUUCUCCAUACCUCCGUCGACUUCCCCUUGUAGCUGAACCUACACAGUGUCCAGAAUCGAUUCUUAUUCACAAAAGAGCUAUCAUAAAUCGAGCCAAUGAUAUCCUGGAAAAAUACAAGCUUCUCAACAAUGAAUCCAGUGUGGAGAUUCUAAACCGGAGAAGCGUUUAUUACCGGGAGGAUGUACGUCUGACGUUAUUUAUUAUCACAGCAUGGAAUGAUGAAUCAUUUGCAACUUGGCCACAAGCUGUGCGAGAAAUAGUGGAUUUUAUCGAAGACCAAACCUCUGCUCUCCCGCAAGCUAUACUUGAUGUGGAAAUGAUUGCUCCAGAGAGGGUGAAGAAAAAAUAUCUUGGCCUCGUUGGCGAUGACCCCGCCUUACACUCAGCUUGGCCUUCCCUCGGUUCCUUGAUUCAAGAGCGCCUGGAACUUUUUGAAGCUACAUCCUCGCACUACACCUCGAUUGGGUUAUUCCGACUAGGCUACUCAGAGAUCGAAGAAGACAACCCAAUUACAGUCUACAUCCCAGUCGAAUAUGACUCUGACGAGACUGAGUGGCCCGUUAUUAUCGACGAUAUUCUCAGCACCCUUGCAAGCCAUGGUUGGCCUCAGCUCCACGUCCACAUCGAACAUGAGAUUAGCUUCGGGAACAUGGGGUUAUUGAUUUGA